Messenger RNA from Lacerta agilis (Sand lizard), 2162 nucleotides. It is a transcript of the gene SOCS6, whose product is annotated as suppressor of cytokine signaling 6. Gene Ontology annotation, cellular component: phosphatidylinositol 3-kinase complex. Gene Ontology annotation, biological process: protein ubiquitination; phosphatidylinositol phosphate biosynthetic process; regulation of growth. The transcript is spliced from 2 exons. Gene Ontology annotation, molecular function: 1-phosphatidylinositol-3-kinase regulator activity. The record is from RefSeq and is a predicted model, not a curated record. NCBI's taxonomy places the organism in Eukaryota, Metazoa, Chordata, Lepidosauria, Squamata, Lacertidae. The coding region runs from base 169 to 1776 and encodes 535 amino acids.
CCGCCGCCAUCGGCAGCAGCAGCACCAACAACUGCAGCCUCUCCCGGAAAUGGGACUUCGAAGUUAAAUGAGACUGGAUAACGCACAUCAAUGAAGAAGCUCCUGCAUUACAUGCUUUAGGGGCAGAACCUCAGAAGAGUCAACUGCCAGAUUUGCUGUACUUUCAUAAUGAAGAAAAUUAGUCUCAAGACCAUUCGCAAGUCUUUUAAUCUAAAUAAGAGCAAAGAUGAAAGUGACUUCGUUGUAGUUGCACAGCCAUCGUUAAAUGAUUUUGGAAAAGAUGACUCCUUGUUUGGUAGCUGCUAUGGUAAAGAUUUGCCGAGCUGUGACAUCAACAGUGAAGAUGAGAAAGGUGGAAAAAACAGAUCGAAGAGUGAAAGCUUAAUGGGUACAUUAAAAAGAAGGCUUUCAGCAAAACAAAAGCAGAAAGGCGGCAAAGGUAGCACGCCAUCUGUUAGCUCUGCUGAUGAUGACACCUUCUCUUCUUCUUCUGCUCCAAUAACCUUCAAAGAUGUGAGAGCUCAGAGACCUCUUAGAUCUACAUCCCUCCGAAAUCACCAUUAUAGCCCAACUCCGUGGCCGCUUCGUCCAACAAACUCAGAAGAAACAUGUAUAAAAAUGGAAGUGAAAGUAAAGGCCUUGGUCCACUCCUCAAAUCCAAGCCCUGCACUAAAUGGUGUUCGCAAAGAUUUCCAUGACUUGCAGUCCGACAGUGUGUUCCAGGAACAAAACAAUGCAUUGAAAAGUACAGAAUCUCAGAAUGGAGAUUUGCAUCUCCAUAUUGAUGAACAUGUGCCUGUAGUUAUUGGACUUAUGCCUCAGGACUACAUUCAGUAUACUGUGCCUUUAGAUGAGGGAAUGUAUCCUUUGGAAGGAUCACGUAGUUACUGUUUGGAUAGUUCCUCACCCAUGGAGGUUUCGACCGUUUCUUCUCAAAUGGGUGGCAGUGCAUUUCACGAAGAAGAGGGUCCAGUGAGUCAAGAUGUAGUAGUUACCCCAGAUAUCUUUGUUGACCAGGCUGUGAGUGGUUUAUUAAUUGGUACCACAGGAGUCAUGUUGCAAAGCUCAAGAGUCAAUCACAGUGAUGUUCCUCCGCUCUCUCCGUUGCUACCUCCAAUACAGAAUAAUCAAAUCCAAAGGAACUUUAAUGGCCUAAACGCCACAGAUGUCCAUGUGGCUGAAAGUAUGCGUUGCCAUUUGAAUUUUGAUCCUAACUCUGCACCUGGAGUUGGAAGAGUUUAUGAUUCUGUACAAAACAGUGGCCCUAUGGUUGUAACCAGCCUCACGGAAGAACUGAAAAAACUUGCAAAACAAGGGUGGUACUGGGGCCCAAUUACACGAUGGGAAGCAGAAGGAAAACUGGCCAAUGUUCCUGAUGGCUCGUUUCUUGUACGAGAUAGCUCUGAUGACCGCUAUCUUUUAAGUUUGAGUUUCCGUUCCCAUGGUAAAACUCUUCAUACAAGAAUUGAGCAUUCAAAUGGCAGAUUUAGCUUUUAUGAACAACCAGAUGUGGAGGGACAUACUUCUAUAGUUGAUCUCAUCGAACACUCCAUCAGGGACUCUGAAAAUGGAGCAUUUUGCUAUUCAAGGUCUCGAUUGCCUGGAUCUACAACUUACCCAGUCAGACUGACCAAUCCAGUGUCUCGUUUUAUGCAGGUGCGCUCGUUGCAGUAUCUGUGUCGCUUUGUUAUACGCCAGUAUACCAGAAUAGAUCUGAUUCAGAAACUGCCUUUGCCAAACAAAAUGAAGGAUUAUUUACAAGAAAAGCACUACUGAAGGCUUAUGGGAACCUUGCAUCUUGCACUUUGGGAACAACAACAAAAUAAAAUAAAGAAGAGAGAUUGAAAUACCGUUUACAAACUUUAAUUGCUAUCAGUCUUUUGCUGCCAUAAUUUCAUUUUGUGCAUAAAGAAGGGUAAUUCAUUUUUAUUUGUUUAAUGGGUGGUCUGGGUUUUAUGUUUAAAAAUAAUGAUCUCAGCAUAUAUUUUUUAGGAGAGUGAAUAGCUAUCUUUCAUUCAGUGUGCAAAAUAAUCACAAUGUGAAUGAUAAAAGUUUUCCUAAAACUCCCCAUCUCCUUUGCUGCUAAUCCACUGUGAUUUUUAUGCAUUUGAAGCACAUUUCAUGUGUUUUCAACCAUAAGUAAAAGUUGACACUUGAUGGGA